This is a messenger RNA of Spodoptera frugiperda (fall armyworm), 6962 nucleotides long. RefSeq lists its product as uncharacterized. Gene Ontology annotation, biological process: double-strand break repair via nonhomologous end joining. The coding region runs from base 93 to 6962 and encodes 2289 amino acids. The record is from RefSeq and is a predicted model, not a curated record. The transcript is spliced from 38 exons. Gene Ontology annotation, cellular component: nucleus. Lineage: Eukaryota; Metazoa; Arthropoda; Insecta; Lepidoptera; Noctuidae.
AUUAUAACUUUCGCGAGACAUACUGAAUUAAUUAUUAUGUUAUCGGCUUUCUCACGUAACGGUUUGACGAGGAACUCGAUUAGUUUCAAGCCAUGCUAGAGGCUCAUUUGCAUGCUACUGGCGACAACGACGACGCUAGUAGCAGCGCGACAAUAGCUGCGUCGUGUGUCGCGGAAUGCUGCUCGUUCCUAAACGGAAUCAUGGAGAGUUGGGAUGCGGUGGUGACGUCCUACCCUGAACAUCCAGCGCCCAUCCAUUACGCGAAGGCCGUCCGGACAGCUAGCAUCAUCAUCGCUGACGAUCUAGCGCCGUUUGAGACAGAAUGGCUGACAAAGACGUUGCUUUUUAAACCGGUACAUCUAUUUGAGACAAUCAAAUCGAAGGAGAAACGAAAGAACGAGGAAUGGGUGAAAUACAUUGCGGAUUCAUUUAAAUUAUUGUCGAAAUUGGUCGAAUGUUACUGGGAUGCCCUUGAAAAUUAUAGUCAAGAGCUCGUCGAGCUGUGUUCUCUCUCAUUUGACGCACAAACGCGUAAAGAGGCUAUCCUGUGUCUACUGAAAGUUCUGAAACGGCCUUCAGUGGUUCUCACUGACGAAUUCGUUGAAAACGUCAUCAGUGCCUUUACAUCUGCCAAGGACUGUAAGGCUCCACUCGCUGAAUUGAUUGGUGCUCUUUGCAAGUACUUUCCUGAAAUGGUCACCACUGAAAACCGCUACGAGGUAAUUUGGAAGAAAUACCUUGGAACAUUAAAAACAGAUAAAGGUUUAACAAACGCACUCCUGGUUUCUCUACUGAGAGGUGUCGAUGAUUUGCUCACGACCUUCGGUGAACAUUUGGACAUUGAGGAACUGGAGAGUUUUUAUAGAGAUGCGAGUGUGAGUGCGCAAAAGAAAUAUACACUCAAGGCCUUUGAAGUGUUAAUAUCGAUUUUGAAACAUCACGCUGGCCUGUUUCAAAGGGUAUUGGUAGGAGAUACGGCGAUACGCAACUAUUUGUGGACAGUUGACAAAAUGUAUGCGAUGGAAGCUUUGAUUAAAAUUUAUCAAGUUAUUCUUCCUCUCAUGGAUGAUAACAACGCCAGGGAUGUAAUAUCAUCUGAAAUAAAGCCCAGGAUUGCUACAGGGUCUGUUUUGGUGAAACAUACGGCUUUGAAGGUUAUGAUGCAGGCCACAGCUGGGCAGCCUGGUGAGGAGAUGGUGCUGAGCAGUGGCAUAGACUUGGAAUACCAGCUCAGGACCAAAAGAGUGGACUAUGAUGAGGCUGCCACUAUAGCGUGGUGCAUAGAAUCGAAUUUGGCAAACAGUGGGAACAUGUUGCUGACUGCUAUAAUGUUUUACGACAAUUUACCGACUAACAGGAAGAGGGAUAUUGUGGUUAACGGUAUCUUCAAGGCCAGUGAUGAUGUUAGAAAGGCGGCACUAGUACUGCUCCUAAACCUCAGUGUUCAGGAAGGCCUGGAUAAGUACAUCGAUGUCUGGAGGCGUAUCCUGGACAACAGCACAGGCCCUGACCUGGGUAAAGCCGUGAUGAUAUUUAAGGAGAUCGUCCAUCACAUACUGCGAGACCUGGCCACUACAAUCGGUAAUGAAGAAAAGUCUUACACGGAUGUGAAACCAAUCCUGUCGGUCCUGGGAGUGAUACUGAGCUUACAGCAGACUGAGCAUAGUACUCCGAAGUGGUGCCACUCCAUCAUACCUUCGCUCGUUCAUCUCGCCAUGUUCUACAGGCAGGAGCCUGUGGAGAUGAUCCAGCAUACUGCUGAUGAUGAGAUGCCGUAUGAAGAAGUAUUUAAAGACGGCACAGUGUACAAGACACUGCUCACAAUAAUGACUACAGACAGACAAGCAGUUUGUGAUGGUACUCUCUCCUCGUUUCAUGGAAUAUUUUCUCAAGAAGGCGUUGAUUAUAAAGUACUGACCAAAAUAUUAGCGAACCUAACAGCGGUUAUUGAAGAAAAUUCUAGCAGUUUGGAUCGACGACAACUUUCAUUGGUAAUAAAUCAAAUCGAGCGACUGAAGUAUAAGAUAGUACUAGAUAGUAAAGACGCGAGAACAUUUCAGAAAGAUGUCAUCAUAUUCUUGGCAAAAUACGGCCAAAUGUGUCUGCAAGGAAGUUUCUCCGAAGAUAUUUACACUUUAAAACUAAAGGAUAAGGUCUAUUUUGACAUACCAAACAUUUUGCAAGGUUUUACUUUGAAGAUUGAUCUUCAAAGGAUUCUGCAGCUGUGCCUGUCGCGCGGCGAGACCGAUGCGUUAUACUGCUUGCUUCUUAUACUAACCGCUAGUUUACGCGACCGCCCCGACCCUGGUUUACAAGAAGCCACUAUACGAGUGAUACAUGAAAUCUUCAGGACCACUUCGGGGAAGAGCGAGACGGAUAUAGAUGUGUAUCCCGCUCUAUUUAUGUGUAACACUACCGCCUGUGUUCAGAGUAUUAUAAAGGGCAUCACUGAAGAACUAAAUCCACAGGUACGUAGGAAGCUGUCAGAGCACCUCCAGGUCGUGAUCACCCAAGAUCCUGGCUCCGAGGCCGCGGGGGAACUCCUCAACGUUGUGGCUGAACAUACUUCCUUCAUCAUCGCCAGAGAUAAAGAACCAAUUUCUCUGCCCGAUUUGGACAUAUUAAGAGCAUUCUUACAAUCGAUUCUAGACAAUAACGCCUUAAUAACCGAAUAUCUACCAAAAAUUAUAAUUUACACGUCAACUAAACGGGAUGCGACGGACAUGUUUGAAAAGGCAUCAGAUUUAAUCGUAGAAAAAAUCGACCUAUUUACCGAAGAUCAAAUUUUGGAACUAAUCAAAAAACUUAUAGAGAGUUAUUCAUUAAAUCUUUUAAAUACAGAAUUGAUAAUAAAAAAUGUAGUGAACUUCAUAAAAAGGGUAUUUGAAAUUAAAGAAAUCGUUUCGAAAAACAUUAUUGACAUUUCCUUGUCAAUGUUGCCAGCGUUGACGGUUAUUUCGCCGCAGUUUUCGCAUCUGGUAACAUUGUUAGUGUAUUUGAAUCGGACGUUUGAAUUCGAUAACGGUCUUCGGAGGAUGCUAGUUGAGUUUGAAAAUUGGAAGAUUUUAGAACAAUUAUCUAUGAUGGAGAUUUUUGAAGAGAACAAUGUGAAUGCUGGGUUCCUGUUUUUGUGUGAAUUCGCUGAUCAGUUGUUGGAAUUCAGUACUGAGAAAACAUACAAGUGCCUGGGCCUUUUGAUCCAAAAUGUAUCGCCACAGUUUACAAUUACACUGAAAAACAACAUAACAAAAUGCCUUUCUGUAUACCAAAGAAAACAAGCUUUGAUCCCAAUAAAAGAGAAUAUCCAAAAUUGGUUCACAAAAAAUUAUAACAUCGAUGAAUUGACAAGCUUAAUCAAAAAAUGGUUUAAAGGCGUCAACCCAGAAGAAUUGAUUGACGAUAUAGAAAAAAGAGAAUCGUUCGCAAACUUCACAAAAGAUGUUUCGGUAAAAAUACACGCUUUAAAAAUUUUUACUGAAUAUUUUGAGUUCGAAUUCGAUUCGAAAAAAUUAACUUUAAUUUCUAUCGAAAACAUACACGCUAAGGAUGAAUUGUCGAAAAUCUUUUUGACCGAUUUGCUGUCGGUUUGCGAGAAGAAAUUGUCUGCCGAAGAUUUUUCGUUAUUGUUAGGAAUGGAAAAUGAUUUUUUGAAAGAAUAUGUUGGGGUUUACUUCAAGAGGGUAGUUAGCAAGCCAUAUGUGGUUAGAGAGGACCAAUGCCACAUAUUAAUUGAUGCCAUGAACUAUUUCGCUACCGCCUUCGACAAAAAUUGCUACCAAGAUGUACUAGAUUUUAUUAAUUAUUUAUGGCCCGCAUUACAAAACUCAAGUAACUUUGAAGGCAAACUGUCAGUAUUAACGAAUGUCCUAAGUUUGCCCGAAACAGUGGACUUGGCUUGUCCACCGGUGGCCUGGGCUGAAACGCUGCUGAGUGCUGAAGAGUCAAGCCUUGAAGAUAAGAUCAAAAUACUCAGCGCUUUACCAGCGGGACAACAGUUCAGCUCCUUAUAUCGUUCGUUCGCGUCGAACCUACCGGUCCGGGUGUCUGAGAUGCAAGCCAAUGAGAAAUUCGUACCAGCAUUCAGAGCCCUGCUCGACUCCCUAGCGAUAAACGGGGACAAGACACUACUUGACAUCGUCCUCACUCUAGCUAAAGGUGACGAAACAAAGGGCUGGUGGGACCAUGCAUUCGCUGCUUGUAUGAAAUCUUUAGCUGCCAAGGAAGACAUAGAAAUAUUUAACAUGGUUUAUAAAACAGCUGUUGGGCGAACUAUGAAUUUUUCUAAUAGAAUUCUAUUACCGUUGCUCAGGCAUACAUCUCGAAAAUUCUUAGAAAACUUUCUUUGUACGAUAAUCAAUGAUUUACUAUCCACACUGAAAACUGUCGUGAAGGGGUCCAGUCAAUCAGAAGACUAUAAAAGGCGUCUCAUCCAAUAUGCGAUCACUUUUAACAUAUUGAAAAUCGCCUUUGAUAAGUUAUCAUCAGCCCAAUUAGAAAAGGGUGUGUUGAACGAGCGAGCCGGUUCUCCAAAGCCGUGGCAUUUCCUUCAAACAGUAUGCUGUUAUUGCAUGGCUGUUCGUGAUGCGGUUAAGCAAAGCGAGAAUCCGAGCGAAGCUAGCGACGAACUCAAGAGUACAUAUCUUUGGUUCCAUACAUCUUACUACAACUGUCUCAGUGCAGCCCUCUGCCGGCGACAGCUUACCAAAAAGUUUUCUGCUAAACUAUUCGAUGUCCACGCGUGGGAUGAUUUGGUGGACAAACAAGCUGUUUAUCCUUUCCAUUUGAAGUCUUAUGUGAGGUCUAGAGACAGUGUUAGACCAGCGAGACGUGCCCUGGACUCGCUGGCCACAACAUCGUCAUUCACGGGAACGCUCCGCAGUGCAAUAUUCCUGAACACACUCUCCGACAACCCCUUGUACUACGACCUGAUACCCAACGAGGAAGAACAGGACGAAGAAGAUGAUGCGCCAUUAGAAUUUGAGGACAGUAUACUGAACGCACACGGCUGCCUAUCCACCAUGACAUAUCUGCUUGAACAUGUCAGCAGAUUGGAGUAUCACGAAUGGAGGGAGUCUGUAGUCUCUGCGCUCUCUGAUGGUGAUGUUCACAUUAAUGUAAAAUGGAUGAUUGCACAGGCAAUAUGUAAUGCGUCUGAGGAACUCAAGCCGCACGCUACCGCCCUCUGCCCAGCGCUGUUUGAACUAAUAGCUUACACGGCACGAUCUACCAACGACAGUGAACAUCGCGUGUUAAACAACCUACACAUUGACAUACUAACAACUAUAAUAAAAUGGGACUUGAAAGACCUAGUCCCCCCUCCAAACGUGACCAAAUGUGCCCACUACCUAAUAUAUACUUGUUUAGAAAACCAAAGUCAGUACUACAUACAUAAGCGAUUGUUAGACACGUUAAAUGGGCUAUUGAAACUAUAUGGCCAACAUAUUCGUGUGGAUUGGAACUUAUUUCAAGACUGUUCACAGGAUCUACAAAAAUCUCCGAUACUACCAAUUUUGGAAAGACUACUCAAAAAUGGAGUGUUAUACGGUGUAUCGGACCUGCUUAGUGCCAUAUUCGCGUUAGACGCAAAAGAUUGGUUAAACAAUGGUACCAAAUUAUACGAAGUGGUUGGUCUAGCACUUUCUAGAGAAAGAAAUUCAGCGUUCACUGAGAAUCUGGAUAAAUUUUGGAGAAUUCUGGCUUCUGUGAGACGUAACGGCAAUGUCGGGAGCUAUGUCAAGAUGUUGUAUUAUGCACAGAAAUCUUGCCCGCAGUGCUGUGAUGCUGAUAAUUUGAGAAUAAUAACAGGCAUUGCGGCGUCAAAGAUUGAGAAGGCGAAAUGUCUUGCCAUCAUAUCUACGUACUUGGAACACUUGUCCGUCGAUAAUUUCGCACAUAUAACGGACUUGAUUGGUUUAAAAGAACUCUUUGACAGUGAAUUUAGAGUUGAAGCGAUGAAAAUAGCCAGAAAUGGCCUCAAAUGCGCGGAUUCGCGUUUGAAAAGUGAAAUUUUGAAUGGUUUGGAGCAUAAUUGCCAAAGUUCGUCGGUCCCUGUGCGAAAAGAGGCUUUCAAUGUGUUUUUGAAAGCUUUCCAGGACCUGGUCAAACCUGAAGCUACGGAGGCCGAAGCGCCCGCAGCUAAGCGCAUAGCACUAGACAAUAGUCCUAUACUAAGCAUCAUAGACUCUGCUAACUCCCUGGAUAGAGAGGUCGUGAAGAUGGUGUCCGAUGGAAUGUUUGACCGCGACCUGGUGGUGGCCAGGGAGGUCUGUGAUGGGGUCCAGGAGUGCUUGUCUGAAGAUUUGGAAAUGAGAUUUGCAGAACUAUUCUACAUUAUAGUCUACCAGCGUAGUUUAACUGAGAAUAAUUCGCAUUUCUCUACGUACGGGUCUAAACUGAUCGAGAUUUUAUUCAGUGGCCUAAGACAAAAGGACACGUUCAAACAACUCAAGUUGAGCAAUAAAGGAUUGUCACCAAGCAUCCACACUGGGUUUGGAAACAGUGCUGUCCCACAAACUAUGAGUAUAGGAACGGUACUGAGGUCCGGUCUGACAUACAGAAGCAGGCAUAAAGCCCCUGAAAAGCGACAGAUUGACUUAGAAAUGCCUAUUACGGAUAUUAUAGAAGUCUUCAUAAAAGUAUCCAAGAUAAAUUCACAAAUAUGUCAAGAGCUAUGUGUACAAAUAAUGAAGUGUUUGGCACAAACGGGUGGCAGUAGGUUCGAUUUAGGGUCGGUCAUGGCGAAGUAUUUGUCUGACAUCAUUAAGAAACCUUUCUGCCUUACUCCCCUAGUAUUGGAGGCUUGCAGAAUAUUUAUAAACGAUAUCAGCAUUGGAAGGUUUUUAGAUUCGGUUAAGUGUUUGAAACAAUCUGUACAUAAUAGUGAAGGAUACUUAUAUACGAAUGUACUGUUCGAAGAUCUACUCACAAGGUGUGGUGAUGAAAGUUUGAUCACAUUUGGGUAA